Molecule: messenger RNA, 1266 nt
Organism: Macrosteles quadrilineatus (aster leafhopper)
Lineage: Eukaryota; Metazoa; Arthropoda; Insecta; Hemiptera; Cicadellidae
Exons: 4
Coding region: 109-615 (168 amino acids)
Source: RefSeq, a predicted model, not a curated record
CAAAAUCGAUUUUUAGUGUUCUGUGAAAAUCAAAAGUCAAGUGUCGUCUGUUAUCCUAUCCCUUAAUUCAGAACUUCAAAUCGCCAAGCAUACCUGGAAUUUUCAGUAAUGGAACUUCACUACGUCAUUUGGGUUGUAUCUUGUAUAAUUAUUAUCACAUCAAGUAUUUCAGGAGAGUUCAUCAACAAUCAGCACCAGACGGAAGGAGCUAAGAUGAAGAAACACGACGUGUGGUGCUACAAGUGCGAUACCAUGGAUGAUGGUGACAGAUGCAGCAACCUUUCAGCUGGCAACGAGUCUAAGCUUGUCUACAAGUGUCCUGAGCAUCGAACCAUUUGCAUGGUGAAGCGAUAUUCUUACACAACAAGUACUGAAAACUCCACAUCAGUUCUUCGCAUGUGGUCGCUGGAGCGCAACUGCACAAGUCGUUGUGAGCCCGGCUGCAUUGUAAUUGGUGAACGGACAAAGUUGUAUGCUUGCACAACGUGUUGUGAGCGGUCUUUGUGUAACACGGGGACUGGGGGAGCUAGUUCAUUGAGGUUUAAUAUUUUAACAGACAUAUUAAUACCAGCAAUCUUACCUAUGUCUAUGAGGAUUAAUAGACUCAUCCGGUAAGCCUCAUAGUCAUAAUUUUUAAUGAUUUUAUCUUGUCUUGACAUUUUUAUACUCUAGUACUAAAAAUCUUAAUAUUUUGAGUUACCAUUGUUACCGUUACCAUCUAAGGCCGCCUCUGUGUAUGUAAGAGUAGCCAUCUCCGAUCCAAAAGCUAUCUUCAGAAAGGAUGACAACUUAAAGUGCCAAACUUAUGCCAAUAGUUUGAAUAGUUUUCAAUUUCUCAAAUGUUUAAUUUUUGAUGAUGGAUUCAAAAAGGGGUUGUAUUUAUAGAGGGCUUGCUAACGUCUACAUGAUUUGUAAUUUGUAAAAUUUAUUUUUUUGUUAUUCAUCAUCCACCAAGUUCUCCGUACCUUUCCAUACAUUUAUCAAUUUUUUAUUAGAUAGGUGAGUUGGACUCCAAACCACACUCAGGUCAAGACCAUUAUCUCCUAGAUAGAAUCUGCACCCAUUAUUAAUCAACUAUAAUCUUUAUUAAACUGAUAUUCAUUGCAUUAUUAAAGCCAUUAUUUUCCAAGCCUCUACAUUGCAAAAAUUACUGUUUAUCAAUCAAUUUAUCAAACGGAAGAAAAUUAUUUAACAAACUACCAACUAAUAUUCAAAACUUAAAAUUAAAAGAACUAAAAAAAAUGUUAAAAAAAUCGUUACUGAAAA